AUGCCUAAGGCACUAGGGACCCCAAUCCUGACUCCCCGAAGACCGAUAGGCACGGGCGAAUUGGGGAUAGCCCAGAAUGCCUCUUCACAAGAUAGGUUGCUGCUCAAGGUAGUGGGGGCCUUUUCGAUGCGCACCGAACUUGGGAAAAUGGUGGGACGGGUUGAAGGAUAG
Molecule: messenger RNA, 171 nt
Organism: Puccinia graminis f. sp. tritici CRL 75-36-700-3
Lineage: Eukaryota; Fungi; Basidiomycota; Pucciniomycetes; Pucciniales; Pucciniaceae
Exons: 1
Coding region: 1-171 (56 amino acids)
Source: RefSeq, a predicted model, not a curated record